Phytophthora sojae is the source of this 1311-nucleotide messenger RNA. RefSeq lists its product as hypothetical. The transcript is spliced from 4 exons. The record is from RefSeq and is a predicted model, not a curated record. The coding region runs from base 1 to 1311 and encodes 436 amino acids. Lineage: Eukaryota; Oomycota; Peronosporomycetes; Peronosporales; Peronosporaceae.
AUGAGCAGACUGGUUGUGAUGACGUCGGUGGUAGAGAUCGUGAUCGUCGUGGGCAAGGCCAAGGCUGCAGCCGGGUAUUACUGCCCGAGAAGCACGGUCACACUGCAAAAGCUGCUGAAGCAGCGAGGAUUGCUCAUUCGGUCGGUGGAUGUGGUAGCGAACGGACACCUGAAGUACGGGUUGAGGAGCCUAUUCGAGUCGUUGCUGUGGGCGUGGAUGCCACUGGUCGCGGGGAGAGAGGUGUUACAGCUCGUUCGGGUCGUGGUCGUGGUCGCGGUCGGAGCGCUGGACGCGGUCGCGGUGGUCGAUCUGGAUGUGGACGCGGCCAGGAGGUGGGGGAAGGCACGGUGGCGAGGAUCGCAGAGCAAAGUCAUGCUUCAGCCGAUGAGGCAAAUGCAAGUGGUCAAUGAGUACAAUGCGUACGCAAAGAUCAAGGGCAUCAACCUGGUACAUCCUGUGACAUUGGUGGAGCUGAUGAAGUUCAUUGGAAUUCUAUUUUUCAUGACGAUCACGGACAGAGAGCGCGCUGCGCCGUCGAGGGAGGAGCCUAACCUGUUCCCUGAACGCUCCUCCGGUCUCUACGAGCUGCGCGCGCUCACUGAGCCACGGUAUUCGCCGCCUCGUGGUGAGGACGUGCCUCUGGGCCCCGUCAUCUCCAACCCUUUGGACAAAGCUCAGUCCGAGCAGGUUGCAGCGCAGAUGGCUCUCAUGCGCUCCCAGCGCCCUGAGCUGCGGCCUCAGGUGAGCCCCAGCGCUGCUGAUUACGGCUUCCGGCCUCGCGACCCCGCUGAGGCGUGUCGCCUGGCGUUCCAGCAGGCCCUAGCGCUCCACGCCAUUGGGCCCGCGGCCCGUACUCCGGAGGAGCUCGCACUGCGUACGUCUCUGCGAAAGCGACUCCUUAUUCCACAGUCGACGAUUUCCGUGCCCGCCACGCGGACGUACCCGGUGGUACUUGGCCCGGGGGAAGACUCGAUCAAGUACGAUGUUCUGUUCGAGUUCUGGGCCGAGCACAGCCGGAAGCUCAGCUCCAUGGAAGCUCUCAGAGCCAGCUUCAGCGAAGUGGAUGUUCGCAUUGAAUGCAAGCUCCGCUUCGACUUUGUGAAGGUCCGAGCCAAGCGCAGCCUUGCGGCAAUCACCCAGCCGCAGACCCAGUUUAGCGCUGCGCGCUUCGCUCCUUCGAGCACUCCAGCCGCUCCUUCCCGCGAGGGAUUGAGCGCUGUAGCUCAGGGUCAGCCUAGGAGCAAUGUGGCUGACCAGCAGCUCCCCAGCUUAUUGCCGGAAAGCGCGGGACGGCCGGCAUGCCGGCCUUGA